Colletotrichum higginsianum IMI 349063 is the source of this 294-nucleotide messenger RNA. RefSeq lists its product as uncharacterized. NCBI's taxonomy places the organism in Eukaryota, Fungi, Ascomycota, Sordariomycetes, Glomerellales, Glomerellaceae. The record is from RefSeq and is a predicted model, not a curated record. The coding region runs from base 1 to 294 and encodes 97 amino acids. The transcript has a single exon.
AUGCUCACCCAUUCUCGACACAGCUUUACCCAGCAUCUCUCUCAAUCGCGAGCCCCCGUCGUCCGACCGCCGAACCCCGUCCUCGACCUCGACUUCGACCUGGACCUGGACUUGGACUUGGACUUGGACUUCGACUUGGAUCUGGCCUCGCUCUGCUCCUCUUCCUCCCUCACUCUCCCUCUCCCUCUCUCGCUGUCGAACCGCCACCCCUCGCAGACCCGACCUGACCAUUUCACCCCCUCCUCCCCCACCGCGCCAUCCCUCUCUAUGACAUCGACGUUUGUUUCCUGGUAG